AUGGCAGCAAUUAGCACUCGAGCAAAAUCACCAGUUAGAUCAGAAGCCAUUUUAAAGGCUCUACAACGCGGUCCUGUAUACUGCACUGGGGUACUUUUAGGUAAUUGGGUCGAAGAUAGAAUAGAGUGUCCUAAAAAAGGCACUUUAUAUUUUCCACCUAAGGAGAUAAAGUAUGAUGAACUAAAGCCAGAAUCCCGACAACCGGAUUUUCGGCAGAACAAAUUAAGCAGUUUACAGGGUAAUGUUCAUGCAAUUAUUCGGCAUGACAGUCACGACUCCUGCGGAAACUACGCCACUACAACGGACCUCGUGUACAAUCACCUGCCAAAGCCGCUCUGUGGCCCACAGCAACGAUACUAUAAGCGCAGUGCGCAUCAAUUCUACCCGCAACCGGAUUUAUUUAAAUGCUUUGGAAACGCCACUGAAUGGGGUUUGAGGAAGUAUUUGCAACACGAAUGGAAAUGUACAGAUGUCUCUGAUUAUGCCUCUACAUUGUAUGAAGAUACUUAUAUACCGCCGAAACCACAUCAGUAUCUGCAACGAUGUGAAAGGAAAGCGAGAAACUCGUAA
This is a messenger RNA of Leptosia nina, 570 nucleotides long. NCBI's taxonomy places the organism in Eukaryota, Metazoa, Arthropoda, Insecta, Lepidoptera, Pieridae. The record is from the annotation of a GenBank genome assembly.